This is a messenger RNA of Condylura cristata (star-nosed mole), 1380 nucleotides long. RefSeq names its product perilipin 1 (gene PLIN1). The coding region runs from base 1 to 1380 and encodes 459 amino acids. The record is from RefSeq and is a predicted model, not a curated record. NCBI's taxonomy places the organism in Eukaryota, Metazoa, Chordata, Mammalia, Eulipotyphla, Talpidae. The transcript is spliced from 9 exons. Gene Ontology annotation, biological process: lipid metabolic process. Gene Ontology annotation, cellular component: lipid droplet.
AUGGCGCUGAACCAGGGCCCGGCCUUGCUGGACGGAGAGUUCCCGGAGCAGGAGAACGUGCUGCAGCGGGUGCUGCAGCUGCCGGCCGUGAGCGGCGCCCGCGAGCGCCUGCAGAAGACCUACAGCAGCACCAAGGACGCGCACCCGCUGGUGGCCUCGGUGUGCGGCGCCUACGAGCGGGGCGUGCAGGGCGCGGGCAGCCUGGCCGCCUGGGGCCUGGAGCCCGUGGUCCGCAGGCUGUCCACCCAGUUCACGGCGGCCAACGACCUGGCCUGCCGCGGCCUGGACCACCUGGAGGAGAAGAUCCCGGCGCUGCAGUACCCGCCCGAGAAGAUCGCCUCUGAGCUGAAGGACACCAUCUCCACCCGGCUCCGCAGCGCCAGGAACAGCAUCAGCGUGCCCAUCGCCAGCACCUCCGACAAGGUCCUGGGGGCAGCGCUGGCCGGCUGCGAGCUCGCCUGGGGCGUGGCCAGAGACACUGCCGAAUAUGCCGCCAGCACGCGCGCUGGCCGCCUGGCCUCUGGUGGGGCCGACCUGGCCCUGGGCGGUGUGGAGAAGGUGGUGGAGUUCCUCCUCCCCCCGGCCGAGGGGGACGCAGGACAGCCACCGGUCUGGAAGCCUCCCCAGGCCCCGCCGAGCCUCGUGAGCAGGGUGGGCGUCCUGGCCAACACCCUCUCUCAGCACACCUUCCAGACCGCGGCCCGGGUGCUGAAGCAGGGCCACGCCCUGGCCAUGUGGAUCCCGGGGGCAGCCCCCCUGAGCAGCCUGGCCCAGUGGGGCGCGUCGGCCGCCAUGCAGGUGGUGCAGCGGCGGCGAGAGAGUGAGGUGCGGGUGCCCUGGCUGCACAGCCUGGCGGCUGCCCUGGAGGAGGACCGCGACGACGACCACACAGACACGGAGGGCGAGGAGACGGAGGAGGAGUCGGAGCCCGAGCCCGAGGAAGACAAGUGCAGGGAGGUGGCAGCCGGCCGGGGCCCGAGAGGCCUGCUGGGCAGCGUGGCGCACACCCUGCAGAGGGCCUUGCAGAGCACCGUCUCCGUCGUGACCUGGGUGCCAGUGGCCAUGCUGGGCGCCGCCGGGAGGGCGCUGCACCUCACACCCGCCCGCGCCGGGGCCGCCACCCCCAAGAGCAGGGCCAUGUCCCUGUCGGACGCGCUGAAGGGCGUGACCGACAACGUGGUGGACACCGUGGUGCACUACGUGCCGCUCCCCAGGCUGUCGCUGAUGGAGCCCGAGAGCGAAUUCCGGGACAUCGAAAACCCGCCGCCGGAGGCCGAGCGCCGGGGGGCCUGUGCAGCGGCUGACCCCAGCAGUGACCCACGCCGGCCUGUCGACUCCGACGGCGGCAAGCGUGCAGUCUCUGGCGUGCUGCACCUGUGA